AUGGACGGGUGGCCCGGCGUGGUGUCGGCGACCGUGGCGGGGAAGGGACACGUGUUCAACCCGGCGCCUAGCCCAGCAUGUCACUCGGGUUGGGGUCUUGAGCAAGGCCCCGCCCUCUCGGUCGAAAGGCCCAAAGAGUGCAAUCUCGCCUCGAUCGAGAGCGAAAAUGGAAGACCAUCAACACGUCCUCAAGAGCCGACGCAGCCUUACAACAUUGGGAAGACGAACGCGGCUCGAAGUGCCGGUAUGGCGAAUCCUCAAUCUACCAGCUUUACAAUACUCAGCGGGAGCGAAUCUUCCAAGUCCUCGGAAAGAUAUCUGAACGCGAGUCCAGAGGGUGAUCCGCCGACCACUCCGGACCCAGUCGACCCGGGCUUGCGCGACGCACAACCCGCAGCCGGCUCCCAUCCUCGCGCCAGACGUCGACAGAUCAGACGGCAUAUCAGCGACACCAGCGCAUUCGAAUCCUUCCUGGAAAAACGCGCCGGCGGCGAGAAGCACGAGUCCAAGAAUCUUUUGAAGACGUUCAUCACCGGCAUCCAGCCGGAUAGUUCUUCGUCGGCUGCUCCCGCCGUGUCCGCUCCGUCUGCCAAGGUCGUCACCCCCGUCCCAAAGCAAACCACGACUCCUCAAUAA
Molecule: messenger RNA, 636 nt
Organism: Puccinia triticina
Lineage: Eukaryota; Fungi; Basidiomycota; Pucciniomycetes; Pucciniales; Pucciniaceae
Exons: 2
Coding region: 1-636 (211 amino acids)
Source: RefSeq, a predicted model, not a curated record